AACCCCCUUUCCGAAAUGGCUAAGCUAGCAUUCCUGUUGAGUGUAUUUCAUGCUACGCUUAUUUCUGGUCUUCCUGCUCGCGAACAGAAGCGUGAACCUGAUCCUUUUGGUGGACGAGCUAUUACGAUCUCUUCAGGUCUAGAUGUGACGACCAGCUACAGUUCGGCACCGCUUUCGUCUUUGCAGACUGCAACGGCUACUCUGUCACCAUCGCUCUCUGGAUCCAUUCUGACUGGUCUUCCAUCUGGCGGUAAUUCUGCUAAUCCUCUUCCUACCGCCCCAGUAUCCACGCCGCUUGGUUCCCUCGCACCCAUUGGUACAACACUUGCGCCCGGAACAACAUCCCCAGCAGGGGCAGCCGCCUCCAAUAUCUUCGUUCCCAUGGCCAGUGAUGCUCCUCCGCAACAAAUAUCUACCCGCGACGACCACCCGGUGAAGAAGCUGGGUAUCUUAGAUAAAGGCGGACCGAUCGAGACGAACAAAUUCUACGCAAACUUUUUCUUAGGAAGCCAGACAAACUCAGUCUGGACACAUCCAUAUUCCCUGGCAUGGGCCAAAGGACAUGGAAAUACAUAUGGAAUGGCCGUUACCCACGUCGAACGAAGUCAAUUUGCUUGGGAUAGUGGCACCCCGCCCCGCUACUUCAUCGGACCGAUUGGCUUGCAACACAUCGUCUUCUCUGCAGAAGAGCUUAGCAAAUCAACGACUCUAUCCACGGAGUCCUUGACUGCGUUUUCAGUUUAUGCCAAUUUGGCCCCUUCUGCAGAUGCUACACCUCUUAUCUCGAUUCCUUGCGUUCAAGGCAUGGGAUUUGUUACAGCACUUUAUAACAAGGCGAAACCGUUGUUAAGUAGUGGUACUUUCUUCCGGACUCUGAAAUACGUGGGCCAGCUUAAUGGUGUCACAUACAAGUACCAAAUCCAGCUAGAGGAUAGCUCAGAGUGGCUAUUAUACGCUACACCCGUCGCUAGUCUUGGUGCCCCUCCCUUCACACUAAAGGACAGUGCUACCAUCGUUGGUCCCGCAGAUUUCAUCGGAAUAAUCCAGGUCGCGAAGAACCCUGCCAACACCACCGGUGAGAAAGUCUUCGAUUCAUCCGCCGGCGCCUUCGCUACUAAUGCCACCAUUUCCGGAUCAGUAGAUGGCAGUUCGGGAAGCUACACCAUUGCUUGGGGCAAAGAUGGGAUCGCAAAUCAGACGCUGCUCAUGUUUGCCUUGCCGCAUCAAGUAGAAUCGUUCGAUUCUAAUACUGCAGCGGCUCUAACUGACAUCUCUCUGGUUACAACUACCAAGGGCUAUGCGCGGGCCAUUGCCGCUAACAAAAUGACCAUGGUCGAACCCAACCUACCUUCAACUGUUGGUUUUGCCCCUUGGAUACCAGCCAGCAACGGCGGGAAUGGUGGCUCGGAAAAUAACGUCCUUAAUUCCGCCGCUAUUGCGGCUGUGAACAGCGCCGGAGCUCUCGAGCUAAACGAAGACAUCAACAGUCAAACACGCCUCGACAGUAUGUAUUAUAGUGGUAAAGCUCUGGCAAAAUUCGCGGGCAUAGUAUAUACACUUCAAACAAUGACCAAGAACUCUAACCUCGCCGCCGCUGGCCUGAUCAAACUAAAAGACGCCUUCAACGUCUUUGUCAACAACACGCAACCUCUGCCUCUUGUCUAUGACUCCCAAUGGAAAGGUGUAGUCUCCUCCGGCACAUAUAAAAACGGCGACUCCGGUCUGGACUUUGGAAAUGCAUAUUACAACGACCACCACUUCCACUACGGCUACUUUGUCUGGACUGCGGCUGUUAUUGGCUACUUGGAUCCUAAUUGGUUGGGAGAAGGCACGAAUAAAGCCUGGGUCAACAUGCUUGUCCGAGACUACGCGAACCCUAGCACUUCAGAUCCUUAUUUCCCCUUCCAACGCUCGUUUGAUUGGGUCCACGGCCAUUCCUGGGCCAAAGGGCUUUUCGAAUCGGGAGACGGGAAGGAUCAGGAAUCCACCUCCGAAGACACGUUCGCAACCUACGCACUCAAGAUGUGGGGAAAGAUCUCGGGAGAUGCGAAUCUCGAAGCCCGUGGAAGUCUGCAGCUCGCAGUGCAAGCGCGUUCUCUCCGAAAUUACUUCUUGCUAAGCAGUGACAAUAAAGUCCAGCCUUCACAAUUCAUCCCUAACAAAGUAACGGGGAUUUUGUUUGAGAAUAAAGUCGACCAUACGACAUAUUUUGGCGCGAACCCAGAGUACAUCCAAGGCAUCCACAUGAUCCCGUUAAACCCUUCCAGCGCCUACACUCGCCCGGCCUCUUUCGUCAAGGAAGAAUGGGACGUAUAUUUCAGCAACGGACGGGCAGACAAUGUCACAGGUGGCUGGAAAGGCAUUUUGUACGCCAACCUAGCCCUGUUUGAUCCUACUACGGCGUAUAAUUUCUUUUCAAAUCCGAACUUUGAUCUAGGCGUCUUGGAUGGUGGGGCAAGUCGGACCUGGUACCUAGCUUUCUCGGCAGCGAUGGCUGGUGCA
Molecule: messenger RNA, 2502 nt
Organism: Lindgomyces ingoldianus
Lineage: Eukaryota; Fungi; Ascomycota; Dothideomycetes; Pleosporales; Lindgomycetaceae
Product: glycoside hydrolase
Exons: 2
Cellular component (GO): cell surface
Molecular function (GO): endo-1,3(4)-beta-glucanase activity; glucan endo-1,3-beta-D-glucosidase activity
Source: RefSeq, a predicted model, not a curated record